CUGUCAGCCAAUAGCAGUAAAGGUUCGGCUUCCUACACACUAAGCUAUUGCACUGGCAGCAUGGAAUCAGGAAAGACAAGAAGAGCUGAGAUACUGCAGUUAAGCUAACUUCAAAUAGAAAAGCAUUAAUUUGCAAGAGAUGAAGUCUGGAAAUGAGGCUCCUGCGUUAUCAUACUUUCAAGAGGCUUGUCUACAAGGAUAUUUUUUCUCUCUGUGAAAAAUAUCUGCCCUGAUGAAACCAGUAUCGUGUAGCUUUUAAGGGAAACAGUACUAUGUCUGUUAGUGCAACAGAGGGGGACAUUCCCAGAUUUUUUGUGGGUUGUGAGGAAGCCGAUGAUGUCUUAGAACAAAAUAAAGCUGAAAACUUGAAUAGGCUCUACGAAACUAUUGAUGAUGAUGAGGAUGAUGAAUAUGAUUCUCCUCCUGAACGACAGAUUGUGGUUGGAAUCUGUGCAAUGGCAAAAAAGUCUAAGUCCAAACCCAUGAAAGAAAUCUUAGAGCGGCUUUCCUUGUUUAAAUAUAUCACUGUAGUGAUUUUUGAAGAAGAUGUCAUUUUGAAUGAACCAGUUGAAAAUUGGCCUUUGUGUGACUGCCUUAUCUCUUUUCAUUCCAAAGGUUUUCCAUUGGACAAAGCAGUUGCUUAUUCAAAACUCAGGAAUCCAUUUGUAAUUAAUGACUUGAAUCUACAAUAUCAAAUUCAAGACCGAAUAGAAGUUUAUAGGAUUCUCAAGGAUGAAGGGAUUUUGCUUCCUCGAUAUGCUGUUCUUAAUCGUGAUCCAAAUAAGCCUGAAGAAUGUAAUUUAAUUGAGGGAGAAGAUCAUGUGGAGGUAAAUGGUGAAAUUUUCCAAAAACCAUUUGUGGAGAAGCCAGUGUGCGCUGAGGAUCAUAAUGUUUAUAUUUAUUACCCAACCUCAGCAGGAGGAGGUAGCCAGAGACUAUUUCGGAAGAUUGGCAGUCGGAGCAGCGUAUAUUCACCAGAAAGCUGUGUAAGAAAGACUGGAGCAUAUAUUUAUGAGGAGUUCAUGCCUACUGAUGGAACAGAUGUCAAGGUUUACACAGUUGGGCCAGACUAUGCACAUGCCGAAGCCCGAAAGUCACCUGCUCUGGAUGGCAAGGUUGAACGAGACAGUGAAGGAAAAGAAGUUAGGUAUCCUGUCAUUCUCAAUGCCCGAGAGAAGUUAAUAGCUUGGAAAGUUUGUCUUGCUUUUAAGCAAACGGUUUGUGGUUUUGAUUUGCUACGUGCAAGUGGCCAGUCAUACGUCUGUGAUGUAAAUGGUUUCAGCUUUGUGAAGAACUCUAUGAAAUAUUAUGAUGACUGUGCAAAGAUACUUGGGAACAUCAUUAUGCGAGAACUUGCUCCACAGUUUCACAUACCGUGGUCAAUACCGUUGGAAGCAGAAGAUAUUCCCAUAGUUCCAACAACAUCUGGAACAAUGAUGGAGCUAAGAUGUGUGAUAGCUGUGAUAAGACAUGGAGACCGGACACCGAAACAGAAAAUGAAAAUGGAAGUCAGACAUCAGAGGUUCUUUGAUCUAUUCGACAAAUUUCAUGGCUACAAGACAGGAAAAUUAAAACUAAAGAAACCAAAGCAGUUACAGGAAGUGCUGGAUAUUGCCAGGCAACUUCUUGCUGAACUUGGCCAAAACAAUGAUUCAGAAAUUGAAGAAAGCAAAGCAAAACUCGAACAACUUAAAACUGUGUUGGAAAUGUAUGGUCAUUUUUCUGGAAUAAAUCGUAAAGUGCAAUUAACGUAUCUCCCUCAUGGCUGCCGUAAAACAUCCAGUGAAGAAGAAGACUGUAGAAGAGAGGAACCAUCACUGCUGCUGGUGCUGAAAUGGGGAGGUGAACUGACCCCUGCAGGCCGGGUACAGGCAGAAGAACUUGGCAGAGCUUUCCGAUGCAUGUAUCCAGGAGGACAAGGAGACUAUGCUGGAUUUCCAGGCUGUGGCUUGCUUAGAUUACAUAGUACAUAUCGGCACGACCUUAAAAUCUAUGCAUCUGAUGAAGGAAGAGUUCAGAUGACUGCUGCUGCUUUUGCUAAAGGCCUAUUGGCGUUGGAAGGAGAGCUCACUCCUAUACUGGUCCAAAUGGUUAAAAGUGCUAAUAUGAAUGGCUUACUCGACAAUGACAGCGACUCUUUUAGUAGCUGCCAGCAUCGUGUUAAAGCAAGACUGCAUGAGAUUUUGCAGAGAGAUCGAGACUUCAGCCCAGAAGACUACGAAAAGCUUACUCCAACUGGAAGUGUCUCGCAGAUAAAAUCAAUGCAGAUUAUUAAGAACCCUGUUAAGACUUGCGACAAGGUGUACUCUCUAAUCCAAAGUCUGACAUCUCAAAUCCGACAGAGGAUGGAAGAUCCAAAAUCUGCAGAUAUUCAGCUUUAUCACAGUGAAACUCUGGAACUAAUGCUGCGCAGGUGGGCCAAGCUGGAAAAAGACUUCAAAACUAAAAAUGGAAGAUACGAUAUCAGCAAAAUCCCUGAUAUAUAUGACUGUAUUAAAUAUGAUGUACAGCAUAACUAUUCUUUAAAACUGGAGAAUACAAUGGAAUUGUACAGACUUUCAAAGGCUUUAGCUGAUAUUGUCAUCCCUCAGGAAUACGGCAUAUCCAAAUUAGAAAAGUUAGAAAUUGCCAAAGGUUACUGCACACCCCUUGUUAGAAAGAUCCGGUCUGAUCUUCAGAGAACACAAGAUGAUGACACUGUAAACAAACUUCAUCCACUGUAUUCUAGAGGUGUCAUGUCACCAGAGCGGCAUGUGCGGACCCGCUUAUAUUUUACUAGUGAAAGCCAUGUUCACUCGCUCUUGUCUAUUCUUCGUUUUGGAGCUUUGUGUGAUGAAACCAAAGACGAACAGUGGAAAAGAUCCAUGGAUUACCUAAACUUUGUAAAUGAACUCAACUACAUGACUCAGAUUGUGAUAAUGCUGUAUGAAGACCCAAACAAGGAUCUUUCAUCAGAGGAGCGUUUUCAUGUUGAGCUGCACUUCAGUCCUGGAGCCAAAGGCUGUGAAGAAGAUAAAAAUUUACCAUCGGGAUUUGGAUACAGGCCGGCAUCUAGAGAGAAUGAAAGUUCGAAGAAAUCCGCUCAAGGCAACGAUAGCGAUGAAGAGGCGAAUCUGUGUCGAAGAGAUGAACCCGACAGAGCCAUGGUGAUGUUUAAGCCUCUGGUAUCUGAUCCUAUUUAUAUACACAGAAAAUCUCCCUUGCCCCGUUCCAGGAAGAUCGGCUCUGUAGAAGAAGAGACCCCCCUGAGUGUGUCUAGCCCAGAGUGUAUCGGUACCUGGAUGCAUUACACCGGUGCUGUGGGUUCUGGGCGUCGAAGACGCAGAUCAGGGGAUCAAAUCACUUCUUCCCCAGUGUCCCCUAAAUCAUUGGCUUUCACAUCCAGUAUUUUUGGCUCAUGGCAACAGGUAUUGUCAGAUAACAAUAGUCAUUUGAGAUCAGCUAGACUCUUGGAACAAAAGCACAGUGGUUUAGCCGGCCACUCACAGAAAAAAGAAACAAGAAAAUCUUCUCAUUCUGGGAAGUGUAAAAUCAGACGUCAGUAUUGGAGCUCUGUGUUAAGAGGGUCUCACUGUGCGGGUCUGUUUAGCACUUCUGUGCUCGGGGGUUCUUCCAGCGCGCCUAACCUUCUGGAUUAUGCUCGUGCUCAUCGUAAAAAGCUGACCACCUCUGGCUGCAUAGAUGACGCCACACGCAGCUCUGCUGUAAAAGGUUUUUCUAUCUCAUUUGCUCGACACCCAACCAAUGGAUUUGAACUGUACUCCAUGGUGCCUUCCAUAUGUCCGUUAGAGACUCUUCACAACUCUUUGUCAUUAAAGCAAGUGGAUGAAUUCCUUACUGCUAUUGCAGCUCCUUCAAAUGAAUGCCUAAUGGAUACUCCAACUGCUUCUCCUUCCACUCCAGGUUAUUGUAGUCAUGGUGGCAGGAAGGUAUCCUUGAACACAUAUACGCCUACAAAGAUACUUCCAACAGCACUGCACCUUUCCUCAGACUGCGAAAUGUCAGAUUACACAGAUUUGCAGAACACAGGGCCAUUAAGCAUGAUUUCAUAUCUGAAUGAGUCCUUGACUUCAAUGGAGAGAGAACCUAGUGUCACCACAGAAAAGACGGAUAUUUCACAGGAAAAUGACUCUACUCACGCCAAAAACAAGCUGGAUUCUUAAUUUUUGCUUUAUUUUUAUUUUUUUAUGUUAAAUUACAGAAUGUUUUCAGUAGAUAGUGCAAUCUGUAUCAAGGCUACACAUUUUUUUACAUUACUGCUGUUCAGUUUGUAUAUACAGAAAUAAAGAAAUUAUUUUGUGUUUACAAUGUAAAUAUAUUUUAACCUUUAAGCCUAAUGAAUGCUACAAAAGUAAUAUCUGCUUUAUUACAUCAAUUCAAACUGUAUAAUAAAUUAUUAUAUACAUUUCCAAAACAA
Bombina bombina (fire-bellied toad) is the source of this 4417-nucleotide messenger RNA. It is a transcript of the gene PPIP5K2, whose product is annotated as diphosphoinositol pentakisphosphate kinase 2. Gene Ontology annotation, molecular function: inositol hexakisphosphate kinase activity; 5-diphosphoinositol pentakisphosphate 1-kinase activity; diphosphoinositol pentakisphosphate kinase activity. The record is from RefSeq and is a predicted model, not a curated record. NCBI's taxonomy places the organism in Eukaryota, Metazoa, Chordata, Amphibia, Anura, Bombinatoridae. Gene Ontology annotation, biological process: inositol phosphate biosynthetic process; inositol metabolic process. Gene Ontology annotation, cellular component: cytosol.